This is a messenger RNA of Canis lupus familiaris (dog), 2483 nucleotides long. RefSeq names its product vegetative cell wall protein gp1-like. Bases 1 to 1419 code for a protein of 472 amino acids. NCBI's taxonomy places the organism in Eukaryota, Metazoa, Chordata, Mammalia, Carnivora, Canidae. The record is from RefSeq and is a predicted model, not a curated record. The transcript is spliced from 3 exons.
AUGGACUCGCCGCCGGGGCUGCUCCGGUCGCGGGUCCUGGCGAAGCAGGAGGGCGGCUGGUCCGGGUCGGCGGGGAGCCCCCAGCUCGCCAGCCCGACCACCCUGGCCUCCGCGCCCGAGCGCUCAGCAGGGGAGGCGCCGGGCACCGAGGCGCCGCGAGGGAGCCUCAGCCCGUGGGAGACUCGGGGGCAAGCGGACCCAGCGCAGCCCAGCGCAGCCCAGCGCAGCCCAGCGCAGCCCAGCGCAGCGCCGCCCGCCUCGAAGCCCCUUCCCCCGCACACGCAUCUCCCACAACCCCCUGCUCCGGCGGCACCCUCCCGGCCCGCACUCGCGCCCCCUUGCCCGGGGGCCCCCGCGGUCACCUUCGCCGACCACCGUCGCCCCGACGCCAACCUCUGCCCCUCACGCCCCGCACCCGCCCGACGCCCAGACGCCCCGGCUGGUCUCCCGGCUCCACAUCCUCCCACGCGCGCGCGCCCUCCCCGCCUCCUCGCCGUCGCGUCCCUCCGGCUCCCGGGAGCCUUCCCGCAGCUCCCCUCGCUCGACUGCACACCUCCGCCCCGCCACAGCGGCUUCAGCCCCGAGGCCCAGCCCGGGCGUGGAGGGGCGGGGAGGACACCCCCGCAGCCCGCACCCCGCACCCCCCCGCCCGCCGCGGCCGCCCCUCACGUCUGCCCCGGGCCGGGGGCGCCCGCCGUGACGGGAGCCGACGGGAGCCUCCGGGAGAGGGGUCUGAGGAGGACGCCGCCGGAGCUGCGGUCCGUCUGCUGCUCGCCGCCCCCGGAGCGCGGAGGUGCUGAGGUGCCGAGUCGCCUCUCGGGUCCCUCGGGGAGCAGGAGUCCAGGCCGGUGCCCCCCAGCCCCGCUCCCCCCCGAGGGUCGCAGCGGAGGCGGAGGAGGCUCCCCGGGACUCACCUCGAGCCUGUUGUCAACAUCAGCCCCGGGUUUCCCAGCACCAACUCCAGCGCUCGGGCUCUCCCCUCCCCUCCCCCCACCUAGCUCGCAGCCGAGGGCCCGCCUUCCCUCCGCUCCCCCUCCUCCCUCCGCCCGCCGGCCCUCCCGCCCGCCACUCACCAGCGCGGCCGGGCUGCGAGUGGGGGCGGGGCGGAGGGAGGAGGAAAAGGGAAAGCUGUCCGGCCACGUGCCCGAUCCAAAGCCGUCCGCGUCUCCCUUCCUCCGGCGUUUCGACGCGCUGAGGCUUCACUCCUGGCGCGGACCGCGACCACACGCUCAGACAGCUGCCACGCACACACAGCGGCUUGCUGCGGAUCGUCCGCCAGGCCACAGGAGCGAGAUUUCCAGACAGGCAAUGUUGGACGUCAAGAACGACCCAGGGUGCAGAAGGAGAAAGGUUUUCCUCGACGGAUCCUGGAAAGCGCUCUGUCCUAGCAAGCCAGUUUCAGACACUGAAAUGGAAUGACUUCCCCGAGUUAUUAAAUGUGAUCACUCGUUUAAAAAAAAAAAAAAAACAAAAACAACAACAAACAAACAAAAACAAAAAGUUGGCCCAGUCGUCAUUUCUUCGCUUUGCGAAACAAAGUCAACCUUCCAAAAGGGGCAUCAGCUUCUCCACACAACCUCACUCCUUAAAUUGCUGAGGUUUGUGUAUCUGGCCUGCAAUUUUUUUUUUUUUUUUCUUACCAAAACUGCUUGGAUCUGCUGCUAACGUGAUCUCGCUGGUCGGCUUUGUUCAGGAGUCAAAGGGGCAAAGGUGCAAAACUGGACUUGAUGCUGGAGUGACACGUGUCGCGCCCCCCCCCCCCCACGUGUGAGCCCACAAAAUGAGCUGCUACCAACCGCAAAUACUUGAGGCCGGUCUAGGUUCCCUUGUAUUCAGCUUUUGCCCAUUUGCCCCUAUUUGCAGCUCUGCUUUCCAUUUAUUAUUAGCUUGAACAUCGCCUUCACAAAUUCAGUGUUAUUUCCUGUACUUCGAUUUCUACCCACCCCCCACCCCCAAACACUACUGGUAGGUCAAUCGUGAAAAGACUAGCAAGAGAGAAAGGAAAACACCGCUAAUAUGUACCACUGAUAAGCGAUUAGCAGAGGAACACCUGGGUGGCUCAGUCGGUUAAGCAUUCUUUUUUUGUUUUGUUUUUUUUUUUAAGAUUUUAUGUGUUUAUUCCUAGAGACAGAGAGAGGCAGAGACACAGGCAGAGGGAGAAGCAAGCUCCAUGCAUGGAGCCCAACGUGGGACUUGGUCCCAGGUCUCCAGGGUCAGGCCCUGGGCUGAAGGCAGGGGCUCAACCGCUGAGCCACCCGGGCUGCCCUCGGUUAAGCAUUCUGUUCUUCGUAGACGCUCAGAGCUGGAUCUCAGGGUUGUGAGUCCACGCCCUGUGCUGGGCUCCAUGCUAGGUGUGGAGCCUACAUAAAAACAGACACAAAAUCAUCACGAGACAACUGUCCCAAACCACCAUACUGGAGAAGGCCACCCCGUUCUUUCAAAAGUUCUUUUACUCACAAAAAAAAUUAAAAGUAAAAAAGUUA